UAUUGGACGCUAAUUGCACGAUGACCUAAUUGCUCUCUUCAAUACGAAUGUUCGAAGACGACGACUGAGAAAAGAAAAUGGUUUUACUCAUUCUAAAAACGGAACUUACUGGAAAAUAAAGAACUCGUGCAUCUCCCUAAACCGUUCGAUACUUUAUCACUCGUGACGAUCAUGCGAUGGCGCAGUCGGUAUGUACGGAUUCCUAACGUACCGUCCGCGGCCCGCCUCUGAUCUGUGAUACGUCUGGAUCUAUUUCGACGUAUUCAGCGCGUGCUUAACAUUCAUCAGAGAUUUGGUCCCAUCCAUCCGAUUUUCCCGGAGUGUUGAAUCUGGUCCAAAUUUGUGCUUCUCCAAUAAUUCGUGCUCCAACCCUUAUCGUGUUCUUCAUCACUGUGAUCUUCUCGCUCCGUGGUGUUCAACAGGAUUCCUUGCCACAGUCCCGGUCUUAUUGGUUGACUGGUUGAUCUCUCGGCCUUCAGAUUAUUCGGAAGGUAGGAGGUAUGGCUCAUAGGGAUGAGAUUCAGGUGCUGAAGGCCAGCCGUAGAGGCUUCAAGGCCGCCUUAACUAGAGCAAGGAAUGUGGCUGAGUCGGCUCUUGAAGAUUUCUCGGUGGGUGAUGAUCCAGUUCUAUUGGAGAAUUUCAUUUGUCACUGGGAUGAGCGUUUGCACAAAUAUUUGAAUGCUGAAGAUCAGGUGAUCUGUCAUCUUUCUUCCGAUGUGAAGGAUGCAGACCCGGCCGUGGACGAGCAUACGUCAGCCUUUAUUAAGGCAAAAUCACAAGUAACCGGUUUAUCGAGGGAUUUUGAUGCUAUUCGGCUUAGGAAUUUGACAGUUCCGAUCCAGACGAGUUCAGGUUCUAAUCAUGGCCAUGGUCAAACUACCCCCGGACUGCCCAGAAUCGAUGCCAAGAGGCCUCCGGUUCUUCAAGAGGAUACUGACCACAAGGCUUUCACGCGGUGGCGUCCUUUGUGGAAUAAUUAUUCCCGUCUCACAUUUCUAGAUCAGCGCGAUCAGGCAAUCCAAGUUGGACUCUUUUGGGAGUGUUGCAGUGGUGGAUUUUUGAGAAUCGUUAAUCACUCAUUGGGCAUUCGAACUGACACUGGCCGUCCCGUGAAAGAGAUUCUGGAUCUUAUCGAGGAUCAUCUCCGCAGUUUACGAAAUGUCCAUUUGGACAUGCGUGAUCUCCUGGCCGUUCGUCAGAAAGAGGGUCAGGACUAUACCUCAUUCUGCAAUAUAAUUAGAGAACUCUCCGAUUAUGCAGAUGCUUCCAAAGUCACAGAAGAUCGUCUUCUAAUUGCGCUCUUAUUACAGGGUAUGAGAAAUGAUUCUGACAAGGCCAAGAUAAUGGAACGGAAUCCGAACACGUUCGAUGAAGCCCGGAGAUAUAUCCUUGAGUUGGAGACCGCUCGUAAAGAAAACAUUCUCGUGAGGAUUGCCCCGCUGCGAAGACUUCUUGUCAUGGUUGUGGUCGACUUGGACAUUGGAAACCGGUUUGUCAACAAAAAGGGGACAAGAAAGCAAGCAGUAUCAAUCUCCGUAUUGCAUCGGCAUCAUCCCCGAACCACGGGAACCGGAUCGAUAUCUUGGUAUCACCUAUUGGAUCAAAUGAGACCACAAACUUGCAAUUUUGUGCUGAUACCGGAGCCGAUGUUGUCAUCAUGGGUAUGAACCAGUUCCGAAGUUCGAAUUUAUGUCAGAUGGUUCCCGUUGAUUCUCAUUUUGAUAAUAUAAACAUCUCUGGUGUUGAUGGGCGUCCUCUUGAUCUUUUUGGCACAUUCAAGACAGAUUUGUCCGUGGACAAUAUUCAUCAAGCCCAGGACGUGACAGUCGUUGUCAGUCCCGAUUUGGACGACGCAUAUUUGAGUUUGGAUGUGUGUAGAGAACUUGGAAUUGUUGGUCCACACAUUCCACAUCCAAAAAUAUCCCAUAUCGAGUCAUGCCCUUCUCCAAAUCCGGAACCACAUGUAUGGCCGUUGAAUGAGCGAGAGAAGUGGAUUGCUUCUUUACCUGUGAUUCCUGGAAAAGAAGAUUUCUUAUAUGUGGAAGCUAAAUUAAAAUCUGUUUACAGUUCUGCCUUUGACGAUUCGUGCCUCAAACCUUUACGCGGUCCAAUU
Messenger RNA from Tigriopus californicus, 2113 nucleotides. RefSeq lists its product as uncharacterized. The record is from RefSeq and is a predicted model, not a curated record. Lineage: Eukaryota; Metazoa; Arthropoda; Copepoda; Harpacticoida; Harpacticidae. The coding region runs from base 501 to 1667 and encodes 388 amino acids. The transcript has 2 exons.